AUGUUGCGCCACAGAGACGACAUCAUCUGUCCUCUUCCCCGACACAAAGUCCGCCCUCGUUUGCACUCUGGCUUGCACUUUACCCUCCAACUCGACGGGACUUUAACUCGGGCCGUCUACUUUCAGAAAGAAGCCAACCACUGUCUUGGCGACACUUCUGAUACAGCAGAAAUGGGGCGACUCUUUGCGCCGGAACGCAUUCCCGUGAAAUGCUCAUCGGAACUGGAGUCUAGGAACAGAAGUGUCCGCAGGCAUAGGGCUCGAGUCCUGUGGGGUCUGGCAAUGAGACGAAAAGGCGAGGUUGAGUGUUCGUGGGUAACUGCCGACAAACCGUCACCAACGGAGGACUGGCCGAUGAAGAGGCAAUGCGGAAUGUCGUCGGCUGCCCCAAUCCCGGCUUCCUUUCCCUUUUGA
Molecule: messenger RNA, 414 nt
Organism: Protopolystoma xenopodis
Lineage: Eukaryota; Metazoa; Platyhelminthes; Monogenea; Polystomatidea; Polystomatidae
Source: the annotation of a GenBank genome assembly